Molecule: messenger RNA, 5203 nt
Organism: Mizuhopecten yessoensis (Yesso scallop)
Lineage: Eukaryota; Metazoa; Mollusca; Bivalvia; Pectinida; Pectinidae
Product: fibril-forming collagen alpha chain-like
Exons: 50
Coding region: 235-4530 (1431 amino acids)
Molecular function (GO): extracellular matrix structural constituent
Source: RefSeq, a predicted model, not a curated record
CUUUUCGUCAGUUGUGUAGUAGUUUGAGGCGGCCCUCCUUAACGCUGCUCGACUCAGUGAAGUCAUUUUUCCCAAGCUUACCCUAGGAAUCCGGUGUUCCAAUACUCAGAUAUUGGAGCACGGCUCUUCCUAGUUUCAGGAGCCGUAUCCGGCUUCGGACAUUACAACUAUACUAUCCUGAACUUUUUUCCAUUCCUAUAUUCUUUAUGAAGUUCGGGAUUAAACGUUUAUAAAAUGGCAUUUGGAACAGUUCGGUGGUCGAACUGUAUACUCCCAUUAUUACUAUGGGUGAUAGGAACAGCGGCUCAAGAGAAGACAUCAUGCAGCUUCAAAGGAGAUAUUGUUCUAGAUGGACAGAUUGUGAAAGGUCAAGACCGCUGUUCAGAAUGUGUUUGCAAGUCAGGGGUAAUCUCAUGUUAUCAAGUGGAUGAAUGCAACAUCGAAGAAACAAAUAGACAAGUUGGAGAUUCAGUCAGGGAAGUUGAGGCUUCCGGACACCAAGGACAGCCGGGUUAUUCAGGAUUCGUGGGUAAAACAGGAGCGAUGGGGCCAACAGGACGUAAUGGAGCCAACGGUGUGCCGGGGUCCCCCGGAUCACCAGGUGUUCCCCAGACGCAAGCUGAUGAGGCAUUCAUGCAUUGGGCACAGGCCUACCCACAAAAGGCUGGCGGGUACGCCCAGGGACCACGAUACCUGCAGGCCAAUAUCGGACCAUCUGGACCCCGCGGACCAACAGGACCCCCGGGACAGCCCGGACCACAAGGUCUGACCGGUAUUCGGGGAGAGCCAGGUGAUGCCGGACAAGCGGGAUCACACGGCCAGCGAGGACCGCCUGGGCCUGCUGGGUUACCCGGACCCAAUGGAGAUUCUGGACGUAAUGGCGAGACUGGACCACGUGGAACUGCCGGAAGGAAGGGACCCACCGGACCAGCCGGAACUCCAGGAAUUCCCGGCGGAAAGGGACAUCGGGGUUUCCAUGGUGUGUCGGGGCCUUCAGGUGAACAGGGAAUGCCAGGAGAUAAGGGAGAGACCGGUCCCCCAGGACCCGCAGGUCCUCCGGGUGUACAAGGAUCACGUGGUAUGGCCGGGGACAGAGGAAGGGACGGAAACGACGGACAACCGGGUUUGAGAGGAGUUGAUGGACUUCCGGGAACUCCUGGCGCUCCUGGUCCCGUCGGAAACGUUGGGCCACCAGGUAUUCCAGGGAAGCCAGGAUCAAAGGGAGAGGCAGGUUCCUCAGGACCCAAGGGAGCCAUGGGUCUACAAGGAUCUCGGGGAGACAGUGGAAACCCAGGUCCGUCAGGAGAGUCCGGAGCUACGGGUCCCAACGGUCUUCCAGGAAGUAACGGCGAGAAGGGAGCAUACGGAGAGCCAGGACCUUCCGGCCCACCAGGAUUUCCAGGACCACGUGGUGCACAAGGUUUUGGCGGAAGUCCAGGACCUAUUGGACCAAAAGGAUCAUCGGGUCAACCUGGAUCAAUGGGUAUGAAAGGAGGUUCAGGCCAGCGUGGUUCACCAGGACCUAUUGGAGAAAGGGGUAUCCAGGGGUCCCCUGGACACGAGGGCAAGCGGGGACAACGUGGAGUGGUUGGAGAGCUUGGAGCUGCAGGACCCCAGGGAGAACGAGGACCACCAGGACAGCGAGGAAUGCCAGGACCUACUGGGGAGCCAGGAAACUUUGGAGAGGAUGGAUCCCCCGGACAAAGGGGACGCCGCGGAAACUCUGGACCAAUGGGCGAGCCCGGACGUCAAGGAACACCCGGAUUACGUGGAAGCAGAGGACCAUCAGGUAUGGUUGGAUUAGAUGGAAUUCCAGGGCGUGCAGGAAACCAGGGUGUACCCGGAAAUGACGGAAGCCCUGGAGAAAUGGGACCUCCAGGUAUCCCCGGACCAGCCGGACCUCAGGGACCACAGGGACCCACAGGAGAGCGAGGAACCCCGGGUAAUGACGGUAACCAUGGUGGGCAGGGUAGCCGAGGUCCGGCCGGAGAUGCUGGACCCCCUGGAGAAAUGGGACCAUACGGACCCCCGGGCCCAAUCGGAGAAGCAGGAGAAAGAGGACCAGCUGGAAACUCCGGACAGCAAGGCUACCAGGGAGCACCAGGAUUGCCUGGACCACCUGGUGAGUCAGGAAAACCCGGAGAACAAGGAGAGCCUGGUAAUCAAGGCCGAGACGGACGUCCCGGAGCUCCUGGAGAGAGAGGUUUCCCAGGUGAACAAGGGCCUCCAGGAGUAUCUGGAGAACCGGGAAAGGCAGGACCAGAGGGCCCGACGGGAAGGGCAGGAGAAAGGGGACCACCCGGACCAGAAGGUGAGAAGGGAGAGCUCGGACCAACCGGAGUACUGGGACCUCAAGGUCAGCGAGGAAAACGUGGAGCACCAGGAGAGCAGGGAGAACCCGGCGACCCUGGUCCUUUUGGCCCUGACGGACCCACUGGCCGUUCCGGAGAGCCUGGACCACCUGGUAAAUCUGGAGAGGUCGGAUCCCCUGGACCAGCCGCACCAAAGGGAGAGGCUGGAGACCCAGGAUUCGAAGGGGAGAAAGGUUCAAGAGGAACACCUGGAGAUAGAGGUCCGAUUGGACUCGCAGGACCUGACGGAUUAACAGGAAUGCCAGGAAACGCAGGACCAAAUGGUCCAAAGGGACAGCAAGGAUAUCCCGGAGAAAAAGGAGACCAAGGAGAUGCUGGUGAUGCCGGAAUAAGCGGACCACCUGGAGCUAGGGGUUUAAGAGGAUUAGACGGCGCUAAGGGCGUGCGAGGAGAGCAAGGUUCUCCUGGUCUGCCUGGUCCGCCAGGACCGAACGGCCGUUCAGGCCCAAUGGGACCCCAGGGCAAUCAGGGAGAGACUGGGGAUGCAGGCGUGCCUGGUGGUGAUGGAAUCAAGGGAACUCGUGGAGAGAACGGACGAAUGGGCUAUACUGGUGAGGCUGGAGCUGCUGGUACACCAGGAGAAGCAGGACAGAAGGGAUCCCGCGGGGAAGACGGAGAUACUGGUCCUGUUGGACCACUAGGGCCACUGGGACCAGCCGGUGAGAGAGGCCAGCCCGGUAUCCAAGGAAUUAGGGGAGAGAGGGGUCCAAUGGGACCUUUAGGACCACCGGGCAGUCAAGGAUCCCCCGGACGUGAAGGCCAGGACGGACAUCCAGGUAAACCCGGACCAAGAGGAUUGGCUGGAUCUCCUGGGCCAGUAGGAGAACCUGGUCUCUCGGGAUCCCCCGGUGCGGACGGCACACCUGGUAUUUCAGGCAGAGUUGGAGAGCAAGGAUCAGAUGGUGACAUGGGCAUGCCCGGACCGAUGGGACUCAUGGGAUUCCCCGGCCCUGCCGGACCACCCGGAUCCCCAGGACCUGCCGGAGACCGAGGAGUCAGAGGUGAGAAUGGACCAGAUGGAUCUCGAGGUGCUCAGGGGCCACGUGGACCACCAGGCCCAUACGGACAACAAGGAGUGGGAGGAGAAAAGGGAGAUGAUGGUCUCGGAGGAGACAAGGGAGACCCUGGUCUGAUUGGUAUGCCUGGACUUCCAGGACCAGAGGGACCACCGGGUGACCAAGGACGUUUUGGCCCUCCAGGCCCGCAGGGACAGCAGGGGCCUGAUGGGCAACGUGGACAUCCUGGUAGGGCAGGUAACAAUGGUGAAAUUGGAUCACCAGGACCAAUGGGAUCACGUGGAAACCAGGGAGAAGAUGGCCGAGCCGGUGUGAUGGGAAAUGCUGGUAUGCCAGGACCCCCAGGAGAGCCGGGACGUUCCAUCUACAGCCAGGCAAUCACUGGAUGGUUUAGCCGUUCCAGCCUGAAGGGAAUACAAGGAGACGAACCAUUGACUGAUUCACAAACCAACAUUGUGGCCUAUCUAAACAACAUUGGAGAAGAGCUGCAGAAAAUUACUCACCCACGUGGUGAAGAGGAUUCUCCUUAUGCUAGGACUUGCAUGGACCUCCGCGUGCUGAACCCAGAUUUGAAAAACGGACUGUAUUGGAUUGAUCCCAAUGGCGGUGUCACCUCAGACAAGAUCCAGGUCUACUGUGAUUUCCGGAAGAAGACAUACACCUGCGUUAGGCCAAUGUAUGAUAUCUAUGAGAACCAGCAAUUAACAAAAGAGGAAGGAGAGGAUUAUGCUUUGUUUGCCCAUAAGACAAUCAAGGGCAGAGAGCUGGAGUACAAGUCAAACAGGGUUCAGCUUAAGUUCCUGCAGAAGGUCAGCUCCAAAGCCCUCCAGACGAUUGUGUACAAGUGUAGGAACACUGUUGCCUACUUUAACCGGGCCGAGGACGCCUACAACAAAGCUAUCAAACUUAUCACCUUUGACGACACCGACCUUGGUGCCCAGGGCAGGAAGAAGUACAGAUAUAAGGUCGUCAGGGAUGGUUGUGACAUGUCUUCCGACAAGUGGGGAGAGACUGUUCUCGAGGUUAACACAAAGAAGACAGAGAGGUUGCCAAUCAUUGAUAUAGGCAUCGCAGAUAUUGGAAAGGCAAACCAGGAGUUCAAGGUUGAAGUGGGGCCUGUGUGUUUCACUCACGAAAUUUAAUUUUAUAAAUGUAUGUAGUUUACAAUUGAAAAAACCCGAUUUUGGACAAUUAAUGUGUUUAGAUAAUCAUAUAUUAUUUUGAAGCAUACUGUUAUCGCUCAAAAUUGUUUUACUUGAAAAUGACAUACUUGUGAAAACAUUUUAUACCUUUUUUUCUAAAUGAAAUGACGCCGCAUAUAAAAAAUUGCUUUAUUGUAGGGAUUUAUUUUUCUGUACGGGGUGGGACCAUUUGUUAUCAUCAUUGGGUUGGUUUAUUGAAAUAUAAAACAUGUUGGAUGCUUGUGUGUGUGGGACCAUUCCUUUGUUGUUUUCCUUUAUCAGAGAAAGAUAAUAUAUCACGUGACAGGAUGUGUAAUGUAUCCUGUGUAUGAAAGUUGCCAUGGAGGAUGACGAUACGUGACGUCAUCGUUAGGUGUACCACCUGCGGUUUGCCAUGAUACCGCCCCCGAUGACGUCACGUUUCAGACCUUGUAUUUUUAUCUGUGAUAUACAGCUUACACUGCCAUGAUUUCAAGUACUAAAAGCUAUAAACACUAUCAGACGUCUGAAAGCUGUAAUUUCAUUGGUCAUUAACAUUAUCAUUAUUCAAGUUGUCUGACGGUAUUUUGUAUUAUAUCAUGACACUUGCUUGUCUGACCCUUUUCUUAAAUAAAAAUGAGAAAAAAUGACAAAA